GUAGUGCAGACUUCUUGCCCGGCUCCAGCUGUCUCUGAUCUCUCCAGGAAUGAGAAGCGAUGGCCGGCUCUGCCAACGAGGAGAAAACCUUCAAGAGGUUCUUGGAGCUGUUCUUGCGGGAGAUGAGGCCACCUCUCCAGGAGGACGUACCUCUACCUAUGCGCCCCUUGACAGACCUCAUCUCGGAGGAAGAGGUGGAAGGGGAAUGCCUCGACCUGUGUCUCCAGCACCUUUGUAAAUAUAAUUGCCCUUUCUCCUUGGCUGCAGCCCUGGCCCGUGGUACAGCUGAUUGUAUCCUUCAAAGUGAUCUCUCCGUGUACUAUCUCAACAAGAGUGUUGAGGACGGAAAAGACACGCUGCCUCAGAUUGAUUCGGUGAAGCUAGCACGGCUGGUCUUUAAUAAGCUGUGCGAGACUUGCUGUCAUUGGCUCAAAGAGUUCCCUAAUCGCCGCCGCCACUUGCCGUACUACGAGACCUCUAUCCACGCCAUUAAAAACAUGCGCCACAAGAUGGAGGACAAACACGUCGUCAUUCCUGAUUUCAACACGCUCUUCAAUUUGCAGGAUCAGGAAGAGCAGGCAUUCUUCGCCGUGUUUGACGGUCACGGUGGGGUGGACGCUGCCAUCUAUGCUGCCAAUCACCUGCAUGUAAACCUGGUCAGACAGGAGAUGUUCAGCCAAGACCCGGGCAAGGCCCUAUGUCAUGCCUUCAAACUGACAGACGAGCGAUUCGUACAGAAGGCAUCACGUGAGAGCCUGCGCUGUGGCACCACAGGUGUCGUGACCUUUCUGAGGGGACGCACACUGUAUGUGGUCUGGCUGGGCGACUCACAGGUCAUGAUGGUGAAGAGAGGUCAACCGGUGGAGCUGAUGAAACCACACAAACCAGACAGAGAGGAUGAGAAAAAGAGGAUUGAGGCUUUGGGCGGGUGUGUGAUCUGGUUUGGCACAUGGAGGGUCAACGGAAGCUUGUCCGUCUCAAGAGCCAUCGGUGAUUCACAACACAAGCCCUAUAUCUGUGGUGAUGCUGACAGCACCACCUUAAAUCUGGAUGGUAGUGAGGACUACUUGAUCCUUGCCUGCGAUGGCUUCUAUGAUACCGUGAGUCCAGAGGAAGCAGUGCGGGUGGUCAGUGACCAUUUGCAGGAGAACAACGGCGACACUGCUAUGGUGGCCCACAAACUAGUGGCCUCAGCCCGAGACGCAGGGUCCAGCGAUAACAUCACAGUCAUUGUGGUGUUUCUCAGAGACCCUCGUUUGCCCCCACCCUCAGACAAAGCAGAGGAGGAACCAGAAGAGAAACCUGUGGAAGAUCCAGGAGAGGAGGAGGAAGAGGACAUAGAGCCCUUGCAAAGUGAGUUGGUGUGUCAGGAUGGAGGAGUGGAGAAUGGAGGAAAGAAUCGGGGCGGCUGGCCACUCCAGCAAUGUUCGGCGCCAGCUGACCUGGCCUACGAAGAUCGCAUGGAUUCGUUUACGGACAGAACAAGUCUGAGCAUCACGGGGCCGAACCUGCAUGCAGAGACUGGCUGCUUCAGGCUCCCAGCUUCGUCAAGCCUUCCCCCAACCAGAGUCUUUGAGUCAGAUCUCAUACCCCCCUACAGCGGGGUUGGCGCGGCCUGGCGCCCCUACCAAGAGAUGGGCCUUUCAGGGUUCAGACAAAAGCCCCAGCCUAAGCCUCGGGUCCCCUCCUACAUGCAGCCUUGCUCUGAUGGACAAUUGCUGGAGGUGGCUGCGCUCUUCCCCCAAGAAGGACGGAGGAAGAGGCGGCUGGAGGUUAUGCCACUACGGAGGGAGUCACAGCGCCAGAUCCAGAGAGCCAGGGAAUGCCAUGGCCCUCUGAGCUGCUUCCCUAGCAUGCCCUAUCCUCUCCGGUCCCCAGAGAGGAAGCCUGGGAUAGCCUUUCCCCAUGUAACCCACAGCAAAAGAAUCUAAUCAGCAACUCCCUGCCCCAUCAUACUGCCCUCCAUCAUUAAGGCUAAAAUACACUCAUAUCAAACAACACGAGCUGAGGAAACAGUGGGCAUGUACAUACGGUUUGUUCCAAAGCCUAGUGAGCUACGUCAAUAGGCAGCAUUGUAAGGCAUCGUUCCCAGUGCAAAAGCUGUUCCAAAAAGUAGGCAGUAUGUUUAUGCUGUCUUCUAAGAUUUUCUAAGAAUUCUAAACUAUAGCAGUAGGCAGCAUUGCAUGGAUCCUUCGUAAAUUCCAAAAUGCAUUGCAGCAAUCUCAGUGAAAUGAAAUUCAUUCAAUACGAAAAAGUAUUGAUACAAAUUAAGUUAGGAUGCUGACUAUGUAGGCAGUAGGCAGCAAGGCAGCUCACUAGGUUUUGAAACAGAGCCACACAUUUAAACACACACAAACUGAUACCACAUUGCUCUAACACUUCCUCUCUCAUCUUAUAUGAUCCAGCCUACCAGAUUCCUUCAUCUCUCUCAGCCAGCUUUCUCAUCCUCAUAACCCUUUACCUGCUCUAGUUUUUGUGUGUGGGUGUGUGUGUGCAGAAGGGACAAAAGAGUGUUAACACUGUCCUACUACUAUUCUCUGUGCACACACACACACGUUCACACAGUAGUUUAAAUGUUACACCCAGUGUAGUACCUUUUAUCAAGCAGAUGAUUGCAGUCAGUGGGAAAAUUACUGAAUUUCAUUGCUUAUAUCUUACUGUUACCUGAGGCGAGAGACAUGAUACAGCUCUUAGUUGCUAAAGCCAUUUUUAAUGUUCAGUCACUAUGUAUGAGAGACGUUUUUUUCUUCUUCCAUUUUUAUGUUUUUUAUGAAGCUUGUACUUGUUGUAUGAACUUGUAAGGUGAAAAGAUGUCUAUUUUAAAUUGCGGUUUAAGGGUCAAGCGUGAUUAUGACAUAACGGUAGUGAGUAAUUGAUAAGGGAGUGGCAACCAUCAUUUUUGUUUUUGUGGGGGACUUUUUUGUCACUUUUCCAUUUUUAAACCCAAAACUGACUUGUUUGGGUAGCUACCAUGCCAAAAUCUGUUUCAUUCAGCAUGUUCGAUGAUGCUUAUUAGAAAUAACAACAUUACUGACAGACAACAUCUGCUGCAUUUCUAAUGAUUGUUUAGGUUCUGCUGUUACAGUUUGAGGGAGAGAAAGGUUUUAAAAGAAAUAUAAUUGUGUUUGUAGAUGAACUAUUAGACAUAUCGGAUCAAAUUUAGAUGUAGUACCUAUUCUACACAUAUUCAUUAAUAUUCAGUUUUUUUAAAACCAAAGAAUGAAGGAAAUGAUUUUUCAGGAGGCACAAUAUCAUCACUAAAUAAGAUGUGUGUUUUAUACCAAGUGCUACAUCUACAAAGUUAUGCUUGGUGUCAAAGUUUUUAGAAAAAAAAAAUAUUCUAAGAAAUUCUUGAAAUCUUGAGUUCAAAAACAAAGCUUUUAGACCACAUAUCUCAAAUCUUGAUAAUGGCUUGUACUGGACUAAGAUAUGUUAAGUUAAAUUUACAGGGAACGUGAAAAUGUAGCCCUGAAGGAAAAAUAGGGCUGAAAAUCUCUUUGUGGUUGCAUUUUCAAGUGGCCCUCAGGUGUUGAGGACAUAAAUAGUGUAGUUCAAGCAGCACAAUGUGUGCCUUUAUUAUCUUCAACACGCCUGUGUUCGACAGGAUGGAAAGUGGACACAAAGUAUAUCUGAUCUCUCUUCCACUUGUCUCUGUAUUGGGAUUCAGAUUUAUUUGGAUACAACAUUUUACUUAAGCACCACUGUAAGAGACUGGCCAUGUACAUUUUUACCUAAUUUAUUUAUUUUCAAAGGAUUUGUUGCAAACGUUUGAUUUUGCAGCCACCUAAAAUGUUUGGAGAACUUACUCCACCCCUAAAAAUGUACAUUUAAAUUUAAAUGAGCAUAGUUAGGGACUCAUUUAGUUUUUCAAAAAAUAAGGAAGUGUUCUCUGUCUCUCAGUCACUGCUGUCAUGGCAUCAUUAUGCCUUCAAAAUUCAGUAUGUGACAAUUGCUUAAAAUAAUUUUCUGAGUUAAAACAACUUCUCAGUCAAUUAAAGCUCAAUUAAUAUCUUACGAUUAUCAUAAUAAAAUGUGUUGACUCUGAUACGUUUACAGUAAAGCACUAACAACGGAAACCUAGCAGGCAAGUGGGCAGCACUUAAUAAAUGUUAAAAAUAUGCAACUAUCACACUGAUUCGAAAGUUCAAACAUAACACUUACAUGAUAGAAUCGCUUACAAAUCUUGUCUGUUUAACUCAUGUUAUGACUAACUUACUUUUUCUUUGUAUCCGUAACUCAUAACCAGAGAAGAAAAGAGGUCCCACAUCAAAAGGACAGUUUAGAUAACUUUACUCAAAUAACAAACAUUUCAAGUGAUUAAAAUUUAAAAAAAAUUACGAGCUUAACAUUUCUGCUUUUAAACCUUCCGGUCCACUUGUCGGCUAUGCUUGUACUGUAAACACAUAUUUUGUUCAUUUUAACAAAACAAGGGGCAAGUCAAAAUUAUUUUCCAGGGUAAUCGACACCAUGACACACAUGCUGUCCAUUGCUGUCCGUAGUUCACAUAUGCUGUCCAAAUUGUAUUUAACCCACAACGUUCCUUUAACCCAAACAAUCUUCAUGCAAUAAGAUUACAAUCAUCUCCACUUCUCACCAAAGUCAUACGCUUGUGUUCAUAUUCAUAAUUGCAUACCACAAUCUACUGCAGCCAUGAUGCCAUUGGGUGGUUCUGUUCAAGAUACCUGUGCUGGCCUGGUCUUUGACACAAACGACACAUGUUCUUUUGACUACUAAUGCUGCAAACCCUUUAUUCUUUCCCUCUUCCAUCUGAAACUAGAGGAAUGACUUGUGCCAUCGCAGCCGUGCCAUUGCACUGAUCAGUUUCCUUGUAUUUCUUUGUAUUUUUGGUGGAGGGAUGGAUAAUGGGUGGUGGGUGCGUGGGUGGAUGGUACAGGGUAUAAGUGUCUAUCACUUGUCUGUUGUCGUUCAAGCUGUCUUCAUCUGCCUCCAGCCAAGUAACUUAUUGAUGCAUGGAGCCUACCCUGCUGAAAAGACCAUCUUAAACCAGCAUGAAUUUCCAUGCUUAUCCAAGCUGGUUUAUGCUAAUCAGUGCUGGUCUAGCUGGUGGACCAGCAAACCAUGUUGUUCAUCAGCAAAAUUUGACAAAGGAGGCUGAGUAGUCUGGUAGGGACCCCAGUAUACCAGCAUCCAAUUCUGGGGACCAGCAUUGAAAACACAACAUACAGUAUGCUGGUCUUUUUAACUGGGUGGGCUUGGCUUCACACCAACAUGUUUAUUGUGUUCACAAAGACCCUCCUGAAAUAUAUCUGACACCAGUGUCCCCUAAUAGCCCUCUCCUUUAAGAAUGGGGCUUGAAUCUUAUUUUGAAUCAGUGACCUACAGGAAAGUAGAGAAUUUGAACUAUAAUGGUGCAUCUCAACUGGUUCAGAAUGUAAAUCCAAAUGCAAUUAAAUAUUUGGCCCACGUUAAAGAUGCCCAGACUGUCUGGAAUGUAUGUGAUUCUUUUCGCAAACUACCAUCCAUUAUGAGAUUUGUCAACCGGUUUUAUACCCUUGUGGAAGUUUUCAACGAUUCGGAGCACGUUGAAAAUGUCACCGGCUGCCCUACAGGCUUUAUCAUGCCUUGUAAAUCCAAUACCUGCUUUUGGAGAGGAAAAAUUUCCCCUAAGGCCUCCGAGAUGGCAUCGAUGGCUGAAGAUUUGCCCUGUCCCAAAUGGUACCCUUAACCCUCACGGUCCUCUUUGGAGUCUACACAUUGCCGUAUGGACUAGGUAGUUGUCUGCUGUAAAAUCCAGUGCAAGCUUAGCAAUAAAGCAGCCACAAUGAUGAAAUGGGACCCUCUACGGUCAAGUGGACUUAACGGAAGCACGUGAGCGAAGGCUACUGGACUGCAAGUCCAUCAAGUCCGCCAUUUGGGUCAGGGCCAUUUAUGACUGAUUGAGUGCAGCUUUCUGGACAUGGACCUUUCAAAGAAGCUGUGUGCUAAAUGAUGUACGAGGCCUAGAUUCAGAGAUAACCUUCCGCUUUUGCCCUCACUAUCAUGUACAAUCAUUCCCUGCAUCCCCCUAGCACCUCCUAUGGGGGGCACAAAUUAUAUAUUGGAAGUGUGGUAACUUAAAUAUAUUGUAUACAUGUAUGUACGUAUGUGCGUUUUGAGAAUGUGUGUGGUUGCGUGUAACAUUCAGGAUGUGUAAACGUGUCUGUCUUAUAAAUGUGCUAUUUUAAUCACCACUGAUAACUCAGAUGGAUACAGAAGUCUGUAAUGCUUUUCAGUAAACCUCGCCCUGCCCCCUUCUUGGCACACUAAAGAACAUACUUGAAGCGUCAAGGGAAACAGGCAAGUCUAACAGGUGCAACAUUUGGCGUCUGUAAUAGUCACAGGCUCUCAAGAAGUUUUAUUCACGAAGUACCAAUGGUGUUGAUGAGAUUGCCAAUCUCAAGCACCAAAGUUCCGGAUGGUUCAUUUGAAUGGUCGAGUGCAUGACGCUCUCAAAAGAACAUCUCUUUUUGUACUCUUGAGCCUUGGCCCCAGUGGAUUGCCUGUUAGACGCAGUGUUUCCCCUGUUAGUGAUAGCUGCGAGUACUGCGUCAAGGGUGCGCUCUAGCUUUCAUGACAGUUAGCCCUCCUCACUUGCUGUCACUGCUUUUUGUCCAUGUACUGUUCAGUACUGCUCUUUUUCUGCUAGCAAUAAUGAACCUACACAAGCCAUGAGUGAAGAGAGCUCUUUCAAAUGGCUCUUCUUCUCUAAAGCAAAGCUGAAGAAGGGUUUAAAGGAAACUGGG
Molecule: messenger RNA, 6743 nt
Organism: Myxocyprinus asiaticus (Chinese sucker)
Lineage: Eukaryota; Metazoa; Chordata; Actinopteri; Cypriniformes; Catostomidae
Product: protein phosphatase 1E-like
Exons: 7
Coding region: 60-1931 (623 amino acids)
Biological process (GO): protein dephosphorylation; negative regulation of protein kinase activity
Molecular function (GO): cation binding; protein serine/threonine phosphatase activity
Source: RefSeq, a predicted model, not a curated record